UGAACGUUUGUUUAAAUUUACUUUUAUUUCAGAACAUGGUGUAUUACAAAAUAUCACAUGUUGAUGGUCGGAUAACUAAUCCAGAGCAAAGAAUUGCCAGUGAUGUUCCAAGGUUCUGUUCAGAGUUAAGUGAGAUUAUACAGGAUGACCUAACUGCGGUGACUGAUGGCCUGCUAUACUCUUGGCGGCUUUGUUCAUAUGCAAGCCCUAAAUAUAUCUUCUGGAUAUUGGCCUAUGUACUCGGAGCUGGGGCUACAAUCAGAAACUUUUCUCCUGCUUUUGGUAAACUUAUGUCCAGAGAGCAGGAAUUGGAAGGAGAGUAUCGGCAGCUUCACUCACGGUUAAGGACUCACUCAGAAAGUAUAGCAUUUUAUGGUGGAGAGAGGAGAGAAGAAGCUCAUAUUCAACAGAAGUUUAGGACCUUAUUUAGACACAUUAAGAGAGUGCUACAUGACCAUUGGUGGUUUGGCAUGAUUCAGGAUUUUUUAUUGAAGUACCUUGGUGCUACUGUUGCUGUUAUUUUGAUUAUUGAACCUUUCUUUUCUGGCCAUCUAAGGCCUGACAGUUCAACUUUAGGGCGUGCAGAGAUGCUAAGCAAUCUGAGAUAUCAUACUAGUGUCAUUAUUUCCCUUUUUCAAUCUCUAGGAACUCUUUCCAUUAGUGCAAGACGGCUGAACCGACUCAGUGGUUAUGCUGAUCGUAUUCAUGAGUUAAUGGCCAUAUCAAGAGAGUUAAGCUUGGAGAAUGAGAACUUUUCACUGCAAAGACAAGGAAGUAGAAAUUGCAUAAGUGAAGCUAACUACGUUGGAUUUUAUGGUGUCAAGGUUGUGACCCCUAAUGGUAAUGUAUUAGUGGAUGAUCUAACUCUCAAGGUUGAGCCAGGAUCAAAUCUUUUGAUUACAGGUCCAAAUGGAAGUGGAAAGAGCUCAUUAUUCCGGGUUUUAGGAGGUCUUUGGCCCUUGGUAUCUGGACAUAUUGUGAAACCAGGAGUAGGAUCUGAUCUUAAUAAAGAAAUCUUUUAUGUGCCACAUAGACCAUAUACUGCUGUAGGAACACUACGUGAUCAGUUAAUUUAUCCUCUUACUGCCGAUCAAGAGGAUGAACCACUUACAAAUGGUGGGAUGGUGGAGCUAUUGAAAAAUGUUGAUCUUGAGUAUCUAUUAGAUCGAUAUCCACCUGAAAAAGAGGUAAACUGGGGUGAUGAACUUUCAUUGGGUGAGCAACAAAGGUUAGGCAUGGCUAGACUUUUCUACCAUAAGCCUAAGUUUGCCAUUCUUGAUGAGUGCACAAGUGCUGUCACAACUGAUAUGGAAGAACGAUUUUGUGCUAAAGUUCGGGCUAUGGGUACAUCAUGUAUUACCAUAUCACAUCGUCCAGCAUUAGUUGCGUUCCAUGAUGUGGUUUUGUCCUUAGAUGGUGAGGGAGGCUGGAGUGUUCAUCAUAGAAGUGAGGACUCUUCUACCGCAUUACAAAAUAAUACAAUGAAGGCAUUGGAGACAAACAGACAGAAUGAUGCCAAGGCAGUUCAAAGAGCAUUUGCUAUGCAUAAAAAGGAUUCUGCAUUCUCGAAUUCAAAGGCACAAUCAUAUAUUACAGAAGUGAUAGCAUCAUCUCCAUCUACGAAACAUACUGCUUCAUCUGCUGUUCCCCAACUUUGUGGUAAUUCAAGGGCACUGCCAAUGAGAGUAGCUGCCAUGUGCAAAGUAUUGGUGCCCACCAUAUUUGAUAAACAAGGAGCACGACUGCUUGCUGUUGUUAUUCUUGUUGUUUCAAGGACCUGGGUGUCAGAUCGGAUUGCAUCACUGAAUGGUACUACUGUAAAGCUUGUUUUGGAGCAGGAUAAAGUUUCCUUUAUUCGAUUAAUUGGUACAAGUGUUCUCCAAAGUGCUGCAUCUUCUUUCAUUGCGCCUUCUAUAAGACACUUGACUGCGAGGCUUGCUCUUGGUGGGCGGAUUCGUUUGACACAACAUCUACUCCAGAACUAUUUAAGAAACAAUGGAUUUUACAAGGUCUUCCACAUGGCAAGCAAAAAUAUUGAUGCUGAUCAAAGGAUAACUCAUGACUUGGAGAAGUUAACAACAGACUUGUCAGGACUGGUCACUGGAAUGGUAAAGCCAUCUGUGGAUAUUUUAUGGUUCACUUGGAGAAUGAAGCUGUUAACAGGUCGGAGGGGAGUUGCCAUACUCUAUGCUUACAUGUUCCUUGGUCUGGGAUUUCUAAGAACUGUAACUCCAGAAUUUGGCGAUUUGAUAAGUCAAGAACAACAACUUGAAGGAACAUUUAGGUUCAUGCAUGAAAGACUUUGUACUCAUGCUGAAUCUGUUGCUUUCUUUGGAGGCGGUUUUCGAGAAAAAGCUAUGGUCGAGUCUAGAUUCAGGGAACUUCUCACUCACUCCAAGUUACUUUUAAAAAGGAAGUGGCUGUUUGGUAUCCUGGAUGAUUUUAUCACUAAGCAACUUCCACAUAAUGUGACUUGGGGCUUAAGCUUGUUAUAUGCCAUGGAACACAAGGGAGACCGUGCUUCAAUAACCACCCAGGGUGAACUGGCACAUGCACUGAGGUUUUUGGCUUCUGUAGUUUCUCAAAGCUUUUUAGCUUUUGGUGAUAUUCUUGAAUUGCAUAGAAAGUUUGUAGAGCUCUCUGGUGGAGUUAACAGGAUUUUUGAGCUUGAAGAACUUCUGGAUGCGGCACAAUCUGAGGAUUUCACGAGUCUUAGUUCUAUACCUCCAGUGAGGGAUGUUCAUUCCACUGAUGUCAUUUCCUUCUCAAAAGUUGAUAUCAUAACCCCUGCUCAAAAGAUGUUGGCUAGGGAAUUAAUAUGCGACAUUGAGGGUGGGAGAAGCCUACUUGUUACUGGUCCGAAUGGAAGUGGAAAAAGUUCCAUUUUCAGAGUUCUUAGAGGACUCUGGCCAAUAGCCAGUGGAAGACUCUCUAAACCAUCCGAGGUUGAGGAUCAAGAGACUGGAUCCGGUUGUGGCAUCUUUUAUGUUCCUCAACGGCCAUAUACAUGUUUGGGAACCCUAAGGGAUCAGAUUAUAUAUCCCCUUUCCCGUGAGGAGGCAGAGGUUAAGGCACUGAAAAUGUAUGGAAAAGGUAAAAUAUCUUUGGCGCAAGAAACACGGCAGGGCUUAAAAAUUCCAUUAUGAGUAAAAGUGAAGUUUCUGACCAUACAUUAUAUAGCAAGUUGGUAAAUCCGCUUUGAUUUUCUAUUCAAUGGUUAAAGUGUGUCGUACUCUUUCUUU
Molecule: messenger RNA, 3242 nt
Organism: Vigna umbellata (rice bean)
Lineage: Eukaryota; Viridiplantae; Streptophyta; Magnoliopsida; Fabales; Fabaceae
Source: RefSeq, a predicted model, not a curated record